AUAAGGAAAACCAUUGAGCAAAGUGAGAUGAAGCCACAAUUUGCCAAGUGGAAAUUUUUCCAUUCAUUUGCCAUCAGUGUGCUGCUGUUGGCUUUGUAUCCCACUGCUACUGUUGCCAGCAUGAAUGAAGAGCUGGCUAAAUGUCUGGAAGAUGACGAUAAUUAUCGGCUCAUGGACACAGUGCAGACUGGCCUUCCUCAGAUCAAGAAGUCUCAUCACGUUAUUAUUGUUGGGGCUGGGAUCGCUGGGCUGACGGCUGCCAAGCUAUUGGAAGGUGCAGGACACAAGGUAACCAUCAUAGAAGCUAGUCCUCGUGUGGGAGGAAGGGUGGAGACCUACAGGGAUGAAGAAAAUGGCUGGUAUGCUGAUUUGGGUGCAAUGAGGAUACCGAGUAACCACCAGAUCAUCCGCUGGUACAUCAAAGAAAUGGGGCUCAAGCUGAAUCCAUUCAUCAUGUAUGACUCCAACACUUUUUACUUGGUUAAUGAACGGAACAGGACGAGGACAUACGCAGUGACAGCAAACCCCGACAUCCUGAAUUAUAAACUGCCAGAGAGGGAGAGGGGGAAAUCAGCUGACGACCUGUUGUGGCAGGCUUUGCAGAAGGUGAGAGACGAAAUUAAAGCCCAUGGAUGCAAAGCUGCAUUUAAGAAAUAUGACCAUUAUUCAGUAAAGGAGUACCUGAAAGAGGAAGGUGGUUUAAGUCCAGAGGCAGUGGUUAUGAUUGCAGAGUUACUGAAUGAACAGAGCAUGAUGCAUCUGGCUCUGACUGAGAUGCUCUACGUCGAGAAUGAUGUCAGCGAUAGCACAACGUAUGAUGAAAUAACUGGUGGGACAGAUCUCCUCCCCAAAGCUUUUCUCUCUUUCAUUAAUGGUCCCAUCCUCUUCAACUCCAAAGUCAAAUUCAUCAGCCAGUCAAAUGAGGGUGUAACUGUGUCAUAUAGAAGAAAGGGCGAGUCAGCUUUGACAUACAUUACUGGUGAUGCCGUCUUAGUAACAACCACAGCCAAAGCUGCCCUCUUCCUGGAUUUCAACCCACCUCUCUCCACCCAGAAAAUGGAGGCAUUGAGGGCUGUCCACUAUGAAUGCUCCACUAAAAUCAUCCUCACCUUCAAGAGGAAGUUCUGGGUGGACGAUGGCAUCCAUGGAGGAAAGAGUAUCACAGACCGGCCCUCUCGUUACAUCUACUACCCCAGCCACAGUUUCCCAAGAAAUCAAACAAUUGGUGUCCUCUUGGCUUCCUACACCUGGGCUGAUGACGCCCAGUUUUUACAAGGUGCGACCGAUGAAGACCUUAAAGAGCUAGCAUUGAGAGAUUUAGCGAAGAUUCAUGGUGAGCAGGUGUGGGACCUCUGCAUUGGGGUGGUGGUGAAAAGGUGGGGCAUUGAUCCAUACAGCUUGGGUGGCUUUGCUUUCUUCGCGCCAUACCAACACAUAGAGUACGCAAAGGAGCUCUUCAGAAGUGAAGGUAGGGUCCACUUUGCUGGGGAGCACACAGCUUUCCCUCAUGCUUGGAUUGAGACAUCUAUGAAAUCAGCUAUUAGAGCAGCUAAAAACAUCAACAACGCUGCACACGAGGAGUUGGCUAGAAAUCAAGAUCGAAAUGAGCUCUGA
This is a messenger RNA of Maylandia zebra (zebra mbuna), 1614 nucleotides long. The record is from RefSeq and is a predicted model, not a curated record. Lineage: Eukaryota; Metazoa; Chordata; Actinopteri; Cichliformes; Cichlidae.